AUGUCGUUGGAUAAGGCAAAGCACAUUGCCUACAUCAAAUCGCUUGAUGAGCAGAAACAGUUCAUCGAGUACUGGCUGAGCGAGCAUCUACGAAUGAAUGGUGUUUAUUGGGGCGCGUGUGCUCUUUUCAUGAUGAAGGCUGAGGACGAGUUUAACAAGGCAGAUCUUGUCAAAUUCAUUCUUAAUUGCUACGACGAGACAAACGGAGGGUUUGGCUCGUAUCCCAGACAUGACGCACAUUUGCUGUCUACGCUUUCGGCACUGCAACUGCUGAAAAUGUACGAUUGUUUGGAUGUGAUAGACGAUAAAAGACCACAGAUCCUCAAAUUCAUCACGAAUCUCCAAUUGCCAGACGGUUCGUUCCAAGGCGAUCGUUUUGGCGAGGUCGACACGCGGUUCGUGUAUACUGCAAUUCAGUCGUUGAGCAUUUUGGAAAGUCUGACCCCGGAAAUCGUCGAUCCUGCCGUCGAUUUCAUCAUACAAUGUCAGAAUUUUGACGGAGGGUUUGGGCUUGUUCCAGGCUCUGAGUCGCACUCUGCGCAAAUAUUCACAUGUCUGGCCACUUUGGCCAUUGCUGGACAGCUUGAUAAAAUCAAAGACCGCGAUCUUCUCGAAUGGUGGCUCAGCGACAGACAGCUGGAAAACGGUGGUCUGAAUGGCCGCCCCGAGAAACUGGAAGACGUCUGCUACAGUUGGUGGGUGAUGUCUUCUUUGAGCAUAUUGGACAGACUCGACUACAUUGACGGAGAAAAAUUAAGAGCGUUCAUUUUGGAGUGCCAGGAUCUGGAACAAGGGGGAAUCAGCGACCGUCCGGGCAACCAAGUGGACGUUUAUCAUACGAAUUUUGGAAUGGCGGGACUAAGUCUUCUUGGGUACGAAGACUUGGUUCCAAUUGAUCCAGUUUAUUGCAUGCCAUACGUCAUUUUGCAUGGGUUGGAGCCCCACUCGAUAUCGUCCACUAGUCUGGUCAAACGGCUGCCAAAGAUCUUCGGAAUCUUGAACUUUGGCCAUAGCGAGUUGGAUCCCUUGGUCACCACAGACGACCAUGGAUCGUUGUCUCCUGGAAUGAACACGAGCUUGCACGAAGCACAUAGCGUUGGAAAUUGUUCCAAGAUGGAAGCAAGCGAAUCAAAGUACGAUUUGUACACUCCCGAGGCGGUAGUUUGCGAGUUGUAUGAGAUCUGGGUUGACGUGAACGGCUCCGAUGCGAACGAGCCGUUGAAUAUCAAGGCAACCGGCUCCGAUGCUCCUGUAUCUAGUUCUUUGCUCAACUUGGUGAAUAGUUUCUUUAAUCCUUCGACGAUUUUCAGGUUUGGAAGAUGGAUAUCUCCGCCCAGUACGACAAUCUUGUGUUCAGACAACUCUUUCUCCAACUGUAGCAGUUUUGUGCGAAGAGACGGGUCGAUUCUCCCGCUGUUGCUGUACACAGAAUUGAAAUCCAUUUUUCCCAGCACUUCCAACGAGGCCUCUCUCUUUUCGGCUGGAGGAUGGAUCAUCGAACUGACGUAG
This is a messenger RNA of Ogataea philodendri, 1509 nucleotides long. RefSeq lists its product as uncharacterized. Gene Ontology annotation, molecular function: Rab geranylgeranyltransferase activity. The record is from RefSeq and is a predicted model, not a curated record. Bases 1 to 1509 code for a protein of 502 amino acids. Gene Ontology annotation, cellular component: Rab-protein geranylgeranyltransferase complex. Lineage: Eukaryota; Fungi; Ascomycota; Pichiomycetes; Pichiales; Pichiaceae. Gene Ontology annotation, biological process: protein geranylgeranylation. The transcript has 2 exons.